Messenger RNA from Gloeophyllum trabeum ATCC 11539, 530 nucleotides. RefSeq lists its product as uncharacterized. Gene Ontology annotation, cellular component: cytosol. The record is from RefSeq and is a predicted model, not a curated record. Lineage: Eukaryota; Fungi; Basidiomycota; Agaricomycetes; Gloeophyllales; Gloeophyllaceae. Bases 48 to 392 code for a protein of 114 amino acids. The transcript has 6 exons.
ACAACUCCCUACUAGUAUCUACCACGGUCCACCUAAGAAAUCUGAGGAUGGCGCAGGGCAGCGAGCUGUACGCAGUAGCAGACUUCUGUCUUAUACCGAUGGGAACCGGCGAACCAUCAGUCGCUGAAUACAUCGCAGAAUGUCAGCGGAUCCUAGAGAAGAGUGGCCUUCAUUUCAAGAUGCACGGCUACGGCACAAAUCUAGAAGGACCUUGGUCGGCCGUUUGCAAAGCCAUUGGCGACUGUCACGCUGCCGUGCAUGCUAAGGGUGCCCCGCGGAUCGCCACCGAUAUCCGUAUCGGCACCCGAGUCGACAAGGAUAUUGCGCCCGGGACAGGGAACGACAGUAAAGUUGCGAGGGUCAGGGAGAUCCUCGAGAAGGACACAAAGUAAAGCCAGUAAAUGCAUAUACGUCGAAAGGGAGCUAUUUUGUUAUGAAUGUAGAAUUUGCUGAAUUAUGAUAGAUGUGGGCUGUGUACAUUCCACUUCGUAUGCAGUGUAAGUCUCGCUUUCAUAUUUCUGGAGACCCAC